Molecule: messenger RNA, 1149 nt
Organism: Pestalotiopsis fici W106-1
Lineage: Eukaryota; Fungi; Ascomycota; Sordariomycetes; Amphisphaeriales; Sporocadaceae
Product: Septin
Exons: 6
Coding region: 1-1149 (382 amino acids)
Biological process (GO): cytoskeleton-dependent cytokinesis
Cellular component (GO): cell division site; microtubule cytoskeleton; septin ring
Molecular function (GO): GTP binding; molecular adaptor activity; GTPase activity
Source: RefSeq, a predicted model, not a curated record
AUGCCACUACAGAAGAUGAUUCGCCGAAAGAAGAACGUGAAGAAGGGAAUCCAGUUCUGCCUGAUGGUCUGCGGUGCCUCAGGAACAGGUAGAACGACCUUCGUCAACACCCUUUGCGGCAAGAGCGUGCUAGCCCACAAGGAUUCGGACGAUGCCAGUGCUGCCCACGUCGAGGAUGGCGUCAAGAUCAAGCCUAUCACAGUCGAGCUUGAGUUGGACGAGGAGGGUACUCGUAUCUCCCUAACCAUCGUCGACACACCCGGUUUCGGUGACCAAAUUGACAAUGAAGCGAGCUUCUCAGAGAUUGUUGGCUAUCUCGAGAGACAAUAUGAUGAUAUCUUGGCCGAGGAGUCGCGUAUCAAGCGUAACCCCAGAUUCAGGGACAACCGUGUCCAUGCUAUGCUCUACUUCAUUACCCCAACUGGUCACGGUCUUCGUGAACUUGACAUCGAGCUGAUGAAGCGCCUGGCUCCCCGUGUCAAUGUCAUUCCCGUCAUCGGUAGAGCCGAUUCUCUCACGCCCCACGAGCUGGCUGAAUCCAAGAAGUUGGUCAUGGAGGAUAUCGAGCACUACCGCAUUCCCGUGUACAACUUCCCCUACGACAUUGAGGAGGAUGAUGAGGACACAGUCGAGGAGAACGCCGAGCUGAGAGGUCUCAUGCCAUUCGCCAUUGUCGGUUCUGAAGAUAUCAUCGAGAUUGGUGGUCGUACGGUCCGCGCCAGACAGUACCCCUGGGGUGUCGUGGAGGUUGACAACCCUCGUCACUCGGAUUUCCUUGCUAUCCGCUCGGCUCUCCUCCACAGUCAUCUUGCAGAUCUCAAGGAGAUUACCCACGACUUCUUGUACGAGAACUACCGUACCGAGAAGCUCAGCAAGAGCGUCGAGGGUGGCGCUGGAGUUGACUCCUCCAUGAACCCCGAAGACCUCGCAUCACAGUCCGUCCGACUCAAGGAGGAGCAACUUCGCCGCGAGGAGGAGAAGCUGCGCGAGAUCGAGAUCAAGGUCCAGCGCGAGAUCAACGAGAAGCGCCAAGAGCUGCUUGCUCGCGAAUCCCAGCUCCGCGAGAUAGAGGCCCGGAUGCAGCGCGAGGCCUCUGCUCUUUCCCAGGCAUCGCCGAUUCCCGAAGCCAAUGGCGACCACGAGGCUUAA